CCCGAAUGCGAAGCGAACGUAUUCCUGCGGGGAACCGCCGACCCUGGCAUCCCGGUCUACAAGCAGGUGGUUGCCUGGAGGCUGGGGCUCGAAGGCCGGCAGCCCGAGGUCGCGGUGCUGUCCAAGGAAGGCGGCUGGAUAAGCCUCGCCAAGCCCAGGAACAGCUACGAGGAGAGUUUCAGAACGGUAUUUAUCACCGUGCGGAUGCUUCACUUCCUCAGGAGGAAGCCCGAGGAGCCCGAGAAGAGCCUGUGGAACCACCUCCGCAAAGUUUUCGACAAGUUUGACGUUAGGCCGUCCAAGGAAGAUUUCAGGAGUCACCGUUCGCUGAUGAAGCAGUUCGCCGAGAAGGAUUCGAAGUUAGCGAAAUCCGAGAUAUUUCAAGCUUUUGUUGAAGAAAAAUCUAAGAAACAAAUAAGCAAGGUUGAUUCAGAUGAUUUUGAAAUGAAGGAGUCAUUUAUUGCCGCUGAUGAGGAUGUUGAGGAUAUGGUUGCUGAUGGCAGUACUGAAUCUGAUGAAGAUGAGGAGGAUGAUUUGUUUGAUUUCACUUGUGCCAUAUGUGACAAUGGAGGAGAUCUGCUUGGGUGUGAUGGCCCAUGUAUGAGGUCUUUCCAUGCCAAAAUAGGAACAGGCGAAGAUUCUCAGUGUGAUACCCUUGGGUUCACGGAGGCAGAAGUUGAGGCAAUGAAAACAUUUUUGUGCAAGAACUGUGAGUAUAAGCAACAUCAAUGCUUUAUUUGUGGAGUAUUGGAGCCUUCGGAUGGACCAACUGCUAAGGUGUUUCUUUGUAAUAACGCUACCUGUGGGUACUUUUACCACCCCAAAUGUGUUGCACGACGACUUCAUCCUAACAACAAGGUUGAAGCCGUAGAAAAGGAGAACAGCAUAGCAGGUGGAUUUUCAUUUACGUGCCCCAUUCAUUGGUGCUUUCAAUGUAAAGGUCUGGAGGACAGAUCAGAAGAACAUUUGCAGUUCGCUGUUUGUAGACGCUGUCCAAAGUCAUAUCACCGAAAAUGUCUGCCAAGAGAAAUUCCCUUUGAAGAUAGCGAUGAUGAUGAGGACAUUGUUACACGGGCCUGGGACCUUUCAAAAAGAAUUUUGAUCUAUUGCUUGGACCAUGAGAUAGAUAGUGACCUUGAAACACCUGUCAGAAAUCAUAUAAAGUUUCCGGGUAUUGCCAAAAUUGUAAGAGCAUCAGAUUUUCUAAAGAAGAAAACCAAUGUGUCAACUAAGAAGAAAAAGAGGACUUUUGGUGAGACAUUUCCUGAUCAACCUUCAAAUAAACCUGCAAACUUGCCAAUGAAGGGCCGUGUUCAAGAAGAUCAACGUGCCAGAAGAAGUGACGUGAAGAGUUCAUCCGAGCAGUUUGUUGAAAAGCCUGAGAAGAAAAAAGCAAAGUUAUUUAAACAGACACAGCCUGAACCAGAGAGUACUGAACCAAAUUUGGCCAGGGAUUCUUCUGUAAGCAGUCCAAGACCUGCAAAGGAGCAAGAAAAAUACUUGACAAGUUCACACUUAUCUACUACAGGGAACAUGCCACAGAGUUCAUUUCCUAGAGUAAACAGCGAAAUAGAAAAAAGGGUAAUUGCUCUGGUGGAAAAAGACGUCUCUUCCUUGACACUACAUGAUAUAUCAAGGAAGUGUUUUGUGCCUUCAACUCAUGUCUACUCUGGCAAGCAAACAGACAAGAUUGUUGCAACAGGCAGGCUUGAGCAAUCUGUUAAGGCUGUAGGAGCAGCUCUAAAAAUGCUGCAUGAUGGAAAUAGUGUUAAUUAUGCAAAAGCAGCGUGUGAACCUCAAGUUUUGACACAGCUCGCAAGGUGGCAUACUAGGCUCAGAGUAUAUCUCUCGCCUUUCAUCCAUGGCUCUCGCUACAGUUCUCUUGGUCGACAUUUCACAAAGGUGGAAAAGCUUGUUGAGAUUGUUGAUAGACUUCAUUGGUAUGUGGAACCUGGUGACACGAUAGUGGAUUUCUGCUGUGGUGCAAAUGAUUUCUGUCGAUUGAUGAAAGAAAAACUUGAUCAUGUUGAGAAGAAUUGCCAUUUCAAGAAUUUUGAUCUUAUCCAACCACAGAAUAGCUUUUGCUUUGAAAAGAGGGAUUGGAUGACCGUGCAGCCGAACGAACUUCCUCGCGGUUCUCAACUAAUAAUGGGGCUUAAUCCUCCUUUUGGAGUCAAAGCAGCCCUUGCAAACAAAUUUAUUGACAAAGCAUUGUCUUUUAAGCCUAAGCUCAUUGUACUAAUUGUUCCAAAGGAAACUAAAAGGCUAGACCAGAAGAAGACACCUUAUGAUUUGGUUUGGGAGGAUGGUUACUGUCUUGCUGGGAAGUCAUUUUAUUACCCUGGUUCUGUUAGUGUGGAUGACCAAUCAAUUGAAGGGUGGAAUAUAUCUGCACCACCCCUCUAUUUGUGGAGCCGUCCUGAUUGGACAAAAAAGCAUAAGAAAGUAGCCGAGGAGCAUAAUCACACAAAUAUGGGGAUGGUUGCUUGCGGUACUGAAGAGGGUAAUCGAUCCGAUGGUAUCCUUGUGAAGAAAGAAACUAAAUCUUCUGAUGUACCUUUGCGCAGACCAGCUAAGCCUGAGAAAAGCAAACAAAAUGGGAGAUCAGGAAAAGCUAAAGAGAAGACUGCACAUGAUGUCAGAGAGGUUCCAACAGGCAAAAUGAAAGAGAGUAGAGAGAGGACAUCAUCCUGUGUAAAAGAUGUUACUCAAUCAAAUGAACCCCUUGUUAGGAAACAAGAUAGAUCUGUUGAAGAGAGAGCCAAAGCUAAAUGCAAUGCGGAGAAACUAGCUAGAUCUGGAGAAGACAGAGAGGCGAAUGUAUCAGAUAACCACCCUGUGAAGAAGCAAGCUGAAGCUAGCUCUCAACAAAUGCGCCAACCAGGAAAACAGAAUAGCAUGGAUGUAAGCAAGAGCUCUGAUGACAGGAGCAGGAAAAGGACCCCGGACGAAGUAGAUAGCAUGCCUCCAGAAAAGCAAGUGGAAGUUGCCUAUGAGGAGACAAGAGUUCCGAGUAAAACGAUUAUUCACCAAGAUCAAAGACAUGUUCUAUGUGACGAUGGAAUAAAUGCUCGUGUACAGGAAUCCAAGAGAGCAGGAUCAGACAUGAGUAUGUCGUCCCCUCAGACCAGCAAUGCUCAAUACAGAUCCAGAAGCGAUUCCCCUUUUGUAACAACUAAACAACCUUCUGAUUAUAGGACAGCACACCUGGAUGGUAAUACGAGUUAUCAUGAGAAAGAUUCACACAUCCCUACAUAUCAGGGAAGUUAUUUGAUGCCCAGUGAUUGGCUCAAUGAUGCUCCUGAAGAGAAGAACGAUCCUAUGUUGUAUACCAGUGCCGAUGAUAUAUCAAAGAAGUACAGCUCCAGUAUUGAAGAUCUGCCCAAGCAGUAUACUGCAGCCCCAGCUGGCGAUGUGUACAGUCUGCAAGCUCAGGGAGAUAGGAGGCAGGAUGAUUACCUUCGGAACAGUCGAUACUCCCUUGGUUCUUCAGGUGCUAGAUAUGACCAGCCAUCUUUAACUUCGCAGUCUUACGGGCUCUCUGGUACAACUGCAUCACGAAGCUCAGUCAUCGAUAGGUAUGGUUCGGUGUUGCUUGGUGCAAGUGGAUCAGGAGCCUCGGCCAUGGACAAGUAUGCACCCGUGUACCUGGGUCCAGGUGCACCAGGGAGCUCAGUAAUGGACAGAUAUGCUCCCACCCUCGCGGAUACGAACUAUGUAACAAGAGGUGUCCCUGAUGUCCCUGGAUAUGGAAGAGACAUGUCUGGUGAUCCUCCACAUUAUCCAUACCGAGGACCAGACUCUUCUGGCAGAGGGCCGCCUUAUAUGUGAUCACUGAAGCUUCAAGUUACAUUAGUCGUGCAGUUUUUGACCUAAUCUACUCAGAGUGACGCUGUAGCUAGGUUGCCAAUGCCACAGUGCCUGCACCCUGUCCUGUCUUGUUCGUGCGUUAUUAGCACUAGCACCAAUUGUACAUAAGACGGGAAAGAUCAUACCUUGUAAUAUAACUCGAAUGGUCAGAAAUCGUAUGCAGCUGCUGAUUGGCACUUUGGCCCUUGGAAAAAUGAACUUCCAGUGUU
Lolium rigidum is the source of this 4079-nucleotide messenger RNA. Its product is annotated as protein ENHANCED DOWNY MILDEW 2-like. NCBI's taxonomy places the organism in Eukaryota, Viridiplantae, Streptophyta, Magnoliopsida, Poales, Poaceae. The record is from RefSeq and is a predicted model, not a curated record.